Molecule: messenger RNA, 2765 nt
Organism: Calliphora vicina (urban bluebottle blowfly)
Lineage: Eukaryota; Metazoa; Arthropoda; Insecta; Diptera; Calliphoridae
Gene: Sam-S
Product: S-adenosylmethionine Synthetase
Exons: 8
Coding region: 342-1562 (406 amino acids)
Biological process (GO): S-adenosylmethionine biosynthetic process
Cellular component (GO): cytosol
Molecular function (GO): methionine adenosyltransferase activity; ATP binding
Source: RefSeq, a predicted model, not a curated record
GCUCUUUUACGAUUCAAACCUCGAGGUGUGAGGACGUCAACGUCUAGUUAGAGUGUUGUGCCAGCCGACCGACCAGCCGUUUCAUUAAAGAACAACUAAAAAUUUUUAUAUAUAAUAAAAUUAAACCUUCUUUCAUUUUAUUUGUGGCCGAAGCUGAUAAAACCAUUAUAAAAACAUAGAAAUCCGCUAUACCGACCGCAACAACUACAGCAAGAACAACGAUUUCAAAUAAUCUUUUUUAGAAGCAGCAACAGAAGCAAGAACAAAAAUAUAUUUGUUUUGUUUUCCCAUUACAAUUUUAUUCAGAACCGGAAUUAAAUAACAAACAAAAAUUUAACAAAAUGCCACAAACAGUUACCAAUGGACACUCAAACGGUUGCAACGGCAACGGCACUCAAUAUGACAUGGAAGAUGGACAAUCAUUCCUAUUCACUUCCGAAUCUGUAGGUGAAGGACAUCCCGAUAAAAUGUGCGAUCAAAUCAGUGACGCUAUUUUGGAUGCACACUUAAGACAAGAUCCCGAUGCUAAAGUUGCAUGUGAAACUGUUGCUAAAACUGGUAUGAUUCUAUUAUGCGGUGAAAUUACAUCAAAGGCUGUGGUUGAUUAUCAAAAGGUUGUACGUGAAACUGUAAAACACAUCGGUUAUGACGAUUCUUCAAAGGGUUUCGAUUGGAAAACAUGUAAUUUACUUGUUGCUAUUGAACAACAGUCUCCCGAUAUUGCCAAUGGUGUACAUGUCGAUCGUAAAGAAGAAGAUGUUGGCGCUGGUGAUCAGGGUAUUAUGUUUGGUUAUGCCACUGAUGAAACUGAAGAAUGCAUGCCCUUGACUGUCGUUUUGGCGCACAAAUUGAAUGAAAAAAUCGCUGAAUUACGUCGUUCCGGUGAUUUCUGGUGGGCCCGUCCCGAUUCAAAGACACAGAUCACUUGCGACUAUUUGUUCGAUCAAGGCGCCGCUAUUCCCAAGCGUGUCCACACCGUUGUCGUCUCCUUGCAACAUUCUGAAAAGAUUGCCCUAGAAGAUUUACGCACUGAAGUUAUGAAUAAAGUAGUUAAAGUAGUCAUUCCCGCCAAAUAUUUAGAUGCCAAUACCGUUGUACACAUAAACCCAUGCGGUUUAUUCGUCAUUGGUGGUCCCAUGGGUGAUGCCGGUUUGACUGGUCGCAAAAUCAUAGUCGAUACCUAUGGCGGUUGGGGUGCUCAUGGUGGUGGUGCCUUUUCGGGUAAAGAUUAUACAAAGGUCGACAGAUCGGCUGCCUAUGCAGCACGUUGGGUAGCAAAAUCGUUGGUUAAGGCUGGUUUGUGCAAACGUUGUUUGGUGCAAGUAUCAUAUGCUAUUGGCUUGGCUGAACCCCUCUCCAUAACAGUCUUCGAUUAUGGCACCUCACACAAGACCCAAAAGGAAUUGUUGGCUAUAAUUAAGAAUAACUUCGAUUUGAGACCCGGCAUGAUUGUUAAGGACCUCAACUUGAAACAUCCCAUCUACCAGCGCACAAGUACUUAUGGCCAUUUCGGUCGUGAAGGUUUUGCUUGGGAGCAAGCUAAACCUUUGCAAAACAAUUGACUAGAAGCUGAUACACAGCUGCUGCCUCAGCCACCGUGUGCUAAAAAGUGUAAAACCGCGUAAUUUUUAGUUCUUAAUUUUAAUCAUAUUUCUUUUUCUUAUUUUUUAUUUUAUAUAUAUUAUUAUUAUAAUUUUUAUUUUGUGCCGAAAGGAAAAAGCUGAAAAUGUUUAGCUACAAAAAAAAGUAAUUAAUUAAUUAAUUUACAAAAUCAAACAAACAAAAUGAUUGCAACGCCAACAACAACAAAAUCAGCGUGAAAAGAGCCAUUAAUUUUUCAUUAAAAUGUGAAAAAGGCAUUUCAAUUUCUCUAUUUUUUUUAUUAAUAUAUAUUUCGCUUUUACCAUUUUUAAACAUUAAAUUAAAUUUAAUUUUAGUUGCCAAAACAUAAAAAAGUUACAAAAAAUAUCAAGAAUAUAAUAAAAACUGCAAAAAACAUUAAGCAAAAUAUUACAACAAAAAAUAAAUAAAAAAAAUGUAUAACAAAUAGACAAAAAAACAAGAAUAAACAAAACAACACUGCUAUUUACAACAAUAGUCAAGAAUUCUUCCUUAAUUUAUCAUUUUCAUUUAACAAACGCUAUUUUCAACUCAUUUUCACUUCCCCAACAAAAAUACAACGAAGCAGCAUACUUUUUAUCUUUUUAACCUAGAAACAAUUAAUUGUUUAUGUUGUUUUAAUUUUUCCAAAAAAAAACUAUUUUAAUUUUAGAAAAUACAUUUGCAAAUUUGUAUUGUAAAUGUCCUUCUACUUCUCAUGCUGUUCGUAUGUGUGUAUCACAUCAUCUCGUAUUUAUGUCCUUUUUUACUCUCUACUACUUACUAUUAAUUCAAAAUAUUGAAAAUAAUAAAUAGAAAAGAAAAUACAAACCAAGAAGAAAACAAAUGAAAAGAAACGUAUAAAAUAUAAAGAAAACCAUGUAUUUUGUAUUAAGUCUUUCUCCUUUUUAAGUAAAUUCAAUAUUAAGCAAACAAAAAAAAAAAAAAAACAUCAAAUUUUAUUAAGUAAAACUACAAAACAAAAGAAAACUACUUUUAUUUGCGUGUGACAAGAAAUAGUGUAUAUUUUAAAUGAAACGCAAUUAAAUAUAAUUAAAUUAUAACAAAUAAAUACAUGUAUGUAAACAAUAUUGAAACAGUUUAAAAACAUCUAAAUUAUAUUCAAAGAAAUGAUAAAUUAAAACAAAAAUAAUACAAACUUAAAA